GCUUCUCUUUCUCUCUCUCAUCUCGUACUCUCUCUCUCUCUCUUCGUUUCCUCUCAUUUUAUUCCUCUCGGCGGCUCAGAUGCGGCUCGCUCUACAAUCUCAGCUCCAACUCUUUCAAUUAAACUUAAAUCUCUGUAUCUUCCCUCCAUUUUUCCUCCUCUCUGAUCGAUUGAUCACCAACGCCUAGAACUCCAUAUACGCCACCUCGGAUUCUCUUGAUCCGGGUUCUCAAUCUGUCUCUCAGCAUGAAAUUGGAUGCCUCAGCUUGAAUUCGGUCGCUUCUUUUUGGUUUUUGAGUUUGAAACAGAUUAAGAAUCGGUUGCAGCUCGAAAUGUGAUGGAUUGGGGUUUUAACAAUUCAUACAGUAAUCAGUCGCUGAAAGUGGAUAUGGAUCCGAAGUCUCUGGGGGCGAUGAGUGCAGCAGUCAUCCCCCAAAUUGAUCCAGCUGAUAUUGGGUUAGCUUCUAUCGAGAAGGGGAGUGCCGUUCCUAAUACAAAGCCCAGGAAAAAGACCAUGACCUCGGUAUAUCUUAAAUAUUUUGAAACAGUGAUGGAUGGGAAGAGUCGAAGGUGCAAAUUCUGCGGCCAAAGCUAUUCUAUUGCCACUGCAACAGGCAAUUUGGGGAGGCAUCUCAGCAAUCGACAUCCAGGAUAUGAUAAGAUGGGGGAGUGCUCCACCAGCCCUGCUCCACAGCCUGUCACCAUUGCUAAGAAAUCUCAAUUGCCAACUAAAUCUCCUUCUGUGGAGGUUGACCACCUGAACUGGUUGCUUGUUAAGUGGCUCCUUGUAGCAUCCCUUCCUUCUUCUACUUUGGCAGAAAGGUGGCUGGCAAACACAUUUAAGUUUCUGAAUCCGUCUUUUGAGCUUUGGAAUGUGGAGAAAUUCCACAAAGUGCUGCACGAAGUUUUCAGAAGCAUGCAGGAGACUGUAAGACUAACUCUGGAGCAGGUUUCUUCCAAAGUUUCUAUAACUCUUGAUUCCUGGACUUCAUAUCAGCAAAUUAACUACAUGAGUGUUUCGUGUCAGUGGAUUGAUGAAAGCUGGUCCUUCCAAAAUGUUCUUCUUGAUGUUUGUCACAUUCCAAGCCCUUGUGAGAGUUCUGACAUCUAUUUUGUUUUGUUGAAAGUUCUAAGGUUGUACAAUCUUGAGACUAAGAUUCUCUCAUGUACCCUGAAAGGCGACAUGGACAGUCAGAAACUGUCUAACUUAUUUUGUGUUCCUUGUGCUGCUUAUACUCUUAAUUCAAUUGUAACUGAUGGGUUACGAAGCACAGAACAUGUGAUUAUUAAGAUCAGGGAGUUUGUUAUGGAACUGAAUUCAUCACCAGAAAUGUCUGAGGAUUUUGUUCAAUUUACUACUGCUUACCAUGAAGGAAACUGGCAGUUCCCACUUGAUGCCUCAUCUCGGUGGAGUGGAAACUAUCAGAUGCUUGAUAUAGCGCGGAAGGCUGGUAAAUCGAUGGAAACUGUAGUCAGGAAGCACGAAGAACAAUUGGGUAGAAGGUUGCUGCUCAAUACUGCAGAGAAAAAUGUUGUUAAUAUCAUGCACAAAUAUUUUGAACCCUUUUAUAAGACCAUAAACGAUAUGUGCAUGAGUAAAUUGCUCACAGUAGGUAUGGCUCUCUUUUUCAUGGAUCAUAUCUCUGAGACAAUAUUGGCCUGCAAAGACUCGAGGCAAACCCCUGAAUGGCUCAAGAAAGCUGCUGAAGAUAUGUAUGCCAAAGUGCAAUACUAUAGCAACCAGGUCUGCAAUGCGUUCAUAUACAUGACUGCGGUUCUUGAUCCCCGGAUAAAGGUUGAGCUCAUUCCCGAGUAUCUCAACUUAGAAAGCUACAUGGAGGAGGCUAGAAAUCAUUUCAUCAGAAAUUACUCCGCCCCCUAUUUUUCAUCUGUCGGCAACUCAUACACUACUCAGGAUCCAGAGGACAGAGGGAAUGCAUCUUUUGCAGAGGAGAUUGCUCGUAAGAAAAGGAGGGCCACCAUGAGUUCCACUACAGAUGAGCUUACUCAGUACUUGUCUGAGCCCCCGGUUCCAAUGCAAACAGAUGUUCUCGACUGGUGGAAGGUGAACAGCUCUAGGUAUCCAAGGUUGUCUUUGAUGGCUCGUGAUUUUCUUGCUGUGCAAUCAACUGUGUCGUUGCCUGAGCACAUAUUCUGUGCCAAGGGUAAUGAAAUCGAUAGACAGAGGUCCUCCAUACCACAACAUGAUACACAAGCUUUGCUCUGUGUGAAUUCAUGGAUGCAAAACGGGAUUAAGCUGAAGCAUAAAUCCACUGAGAUUGACUGCGAAAGGAUAGUGGAGCUGCAAGUUGCUUCAGCAACAGAGAGUAGCAGUAGGAGAUUUGACAAGAAGCAAGUGUUAUGAAUAAGACUUGUGUACCAUUGAUUAUUUAGUAUGUACAGGUCGGGGUUGAUACAAGGAUCCGCGUUGAAUCCACGCACCACCUAUAGUCGCGGCUGCUGCCUGACCAUGGUUAGUUUGGUGAUUGAUAAUUUAUGCGAUUCAUAAUAUUUGCUUAUCUGAGGGCUCUUUGACUCAGGUGUUACUGCUUUGAUAUAUGAGCUUAGACGAUUAUAUCAGACUGAGGUUGUUCACUCUACUGGAAUUCCUCCUGCUACUGUGCAGGAGAAUUUAUAGGCUUGUGGAAUUAAAGAAUGGAGUAUAUGAGAGGGGAUGUGAUGUUGAGUAGGUUCAUCAGUUGGCAGCCAUUAAAAGAUGUUCCUGAAACUGUAGUUCAUAUACAUUAUGUUGGUAGUCUCAUAUGAUUACAUGUGCA
Messenger RNA from Salvia hispanica, 2776 nucleotides. RefSeq names its product BED zinc finger and hAT dimerization domain-containing protein. NCBI's taxonomy places the organism in Eukaryota, Viridiplantae, Streptophyta, Magnoliopsida, Lamiales, Lamiaceae. Gene Ontology annotation, molecular function: protein dimerization activity; DNA binding. The record is from RefSeq and is a predicted model, not a curated record.